This is a messenger RNA of Phaeoacremonium minimum UCRPA7, 1128 nucleotides long. Its product is annotated as putative ubiquinone biosynthesis monooxygenase coq6 protein. Lineage: Eukaryota; Fungi; Ascomycota; Sordariomycetes; Togniniales; Togniniaceae. The transcript has a single exon. Gene Ontology annotation, molecular function: oxidoreductase activity, acting on paired donors, with incorporation or reduction of molecular oxygen, NAD(P)H as one donor, and incorporation of one atom of oxygen; FAD binding. The coding region runs from base 1 to 1128 and encodes 375 amino acids. The record is from RefSeq and is a predicted model, not a curated record. Gene Ontology annotation, biological process: ubiquinone biosynthetic process. Gene Ontology annotation, cellular component: mitochondrion.
AUGAAGAGGGAACGUAUCCAGCCAUACCAAGAGAUGCAAGUCUGGGAUGGUGUCUCCGACGCGCGCAUUGAGUUUGAUUGGGAGCCGCAAGGCUCAGGACAGACAAUUGCGUACAUGAUCGAGAACCUCAAUCUUACUUCUGGACUAUUGAGCCGGCUUGACGAGUUGGGAGGUAUUUCUAUUUUUGAUAACGCUCGGGUCGAGGACAUCUCAUUUGGGAAAGAAGCAGACGGCUUGGAUCUAUCCGAAUGGCCGGUGGUACAGUUGUCAGGGGGAAAGCAGCUCUUCGCCCGUCUUCUCGUCGGCGCUGAUGGCGCGAACAGUCCCGUGCGCUCUUUCGCUGGCAUUGAAGCGAGGGGAUGGGACUAUGGACGACACGGCGUCGUUGCCAGCUUGCAGCUCGAGGGUGAAGGAUGGGGCGGCGACCAGACGAAGAUCGCGUAUCAGCGUUUCUUGCCGACUGGUCCUGUGGCUAUGCUACCUCUACCGGGCAAUUACUCUACGCUCGUCUGGUCCACCACUCCGGAGAAUGCUUCACGACUAAAGAGCUUGUCUACAAAGGACUUUGUCGCCAUGGUCAACGCAGCCUUCCGUCUCAAUACAGCCGACCUCGAGUAUCUGCAUACCCAGCCUUCAGGCCAAGCCGAGGAGGUAUCUUGGCGCCUACAGCACUCCUCUCAGGACGCACAAGCAAUACCGCAGGCAGUAGUCGAUGUGCAAGAAGGGACCGUGGCUUCAUUCCCGUUAAAGCUGCGUCAUGCAGACACGUAUAUUGGCGAGCGGGUUGCUCUGGUCGGCGAUGCAGCUCACACCAUCCACCCCAUUGCCGGUCAAGGUCUCAACCAAGGGCAGGGCGAUGUUCAGAGUCUUGCGAAGACUAUCGAGUAUGCCGUCAGCCAUGGCCAGGAUCUUGGCACCACGAUGUCUCUUGAGUCGUAUCCCGCAGAGAGAUAUUCUGCAAACCAUGUUGUCCUUGGAGUGUGUGAUAAGCUACAUAAGCUAUACUCCGUGGGUAGUGGUCCGCUGGUAUCGUUGAGAUCCAUGGGUCUUAAUGCUGUGAAUGCAUUGAGACCUGUGAAGGACUUCCUCAUGACACAAGCUGCUGGGAGUGGUAGCAAGCUAUUCUAG